AUGACUCAAGUCAACCAAGGUUAUACUGAUCAUUCAUUCUCCGAUGAUGUUUGCUAUGAAAUAUUGUCCUUCCUGGGUGAUGAUUGGAAAUUCGUAUUGACGAAAUGUACAUUAAUUUCAAAACAAUGGUUAGAAGUUAUCAAGCAAAGAUCAAAACUUUCUGCAUGCUUCAGCAAUCCGAAGGUCAACCGUGUGAUGGAAAAGGGAUUUUUACAUUAUUUCGUCAAGAUUAAGUUUAAAAGCGUUUAUAAACUAAAUGAUGAAUGGUUUGAUGUUUUUGAAAAGAUGAAUCAAUUGACUGAGCUUCAAAUUGAUUGGGUUAGAGAAAUAGAUUUGAAAAGAAUUGUUGAUUUGAAACAGUUGACAAAGCUUUCUGUUUGUUCUUGUACUGAAGAUGUGGAACAGGUUAAACUUAUUGGUGAAAUGAAACAAUUGACUGAAUUGAAAAUAUCUUCCAACAAAUUUGGCGAUGAAGGAGCAAAAAUUAUUGGUGGAAUGACACAGUUGACUAAAUUAGAAAUUAAAAGUAACAGAAUUGGAAAAUUGGGUGCAAAAGCAUUGUGUAAUUUGAAAGAACUGAAAGAACUACGUAUCUCUGAGAAUGCUCUUGGAGCAAGUGGAGCCAAAUCAAUCAGUCAAUUGAAACAAUUAACCACCCUCACAAUUGAUUACAAUCAAUUGGGUCCAGAAGGAGCCAAAGCAAUUAGUGAAAUUCCAAACUUGACCAAUUUGAGUAUAUGCAGCGAUCAGAUAGGUGCUGCAGGUGCUAAAUCAAUAAGCAAAAUGAAACAAUUAUUAACACUCAGUGCAGAUGGAAACGCUAUUGGCGAUAAAGGAGCAAAGGCAAUUGGUGAAAUGAAACAAUUGACCAGUCUUCAUCUUAGUUUCAAUCAUAUUGGUUUUGAGGGUGCUAAAGCAAUUUCUGAGCUUAAAAACUUGAGAUAUCUCAAUAUGACAACCAAUCCGCUCAGUAGUGAAGGUGCUCAAUUACUUCAAAAUAUGAAAUUGCCAAAACUUAUAAUUGAUUUCAAAUUUCAAAAUUAA
Messenger RNA from Naegleria gruberi, 1044 nucleotides. RefSeq lists its product as uncharacterized. The transcript has a single exon. Bases 1 to 1044 code for a protein of 347 amino acids. The record is from RefSeq and is a predicted model, not a curated record. Gene Ontology annotation, molecular function: small GTPase binding; GTPase activator activity. Gene Ontology annotation, cellular component: nucleus; perinuclear region of cytoplasm; cytosol. Lineage: Eukaryota; Heterolobosea; Eutetramitea; Acrasida; Naegleriidae. Gene Ontology annotation, biological process: nucleocytoplasmic transport; activation of GTPase activity.